Cyprinodon variegatus (sheepshead minnow) is the source of this 2613-nucleotide messenger RNA. RefSeq names its product probable E3 ubiquitin-protein ligase DTX2 (gene dtx2). Gene Ontology annotation, molecular function: ubiquitin protein ligase activity; zinc ion binding. The record is from RefSeq and is a predicted model, not a curated record. Lineage: Eukaryota; Metazoa; Chordata; Actinopteri; Cyprinodontiformes; Cyprinodontidae. Gene Ontology annotation, cellular component: nucleoplasm. Bases 282 to 1856 code for a protein of 524 amino acids. Gene Ontology annotation, biological process: Notch signaling pathway; protein ubiquitination. The transcript has 7 exons.
GUAGUAUUUCGGAUGGACCGUGAACGCAGCAGCUGGAGAGGAAGGAUCCUGUUAACCCUUCUGCUCUUAAGCUAACCGUUCUGAACAGCCCAGCUUUGUCAACAUGGUCUUGGAUGUUUUUAUUCAGGCCAUGCUCCGUUUGAUCCCCACCUCCUAACUUCCUCCCAGGCCUGUUAAUCAUUCCUAAUGGAGUGUUUUCUGGAGCCCAGCUAGCCUCGCUGCGGACAUUGUUUUCCUCGUAGCAACAAACGGCUAACCAACCAGUCGUUGUGUUAGCGAACAUGGCGAUUGUGUCUGGCUCCUGUGCCAGGGUGAACGGCUCCAGGAACGGACCGUCCGUGUCCGCUACCACCGCCCCUGGGUCGGUGGGACAGUCCCAGCCCAUGAUAGCGGUGUGGGAGUGGCAGGACGACCUGGGCUACUGGCGGCCCUACAGCGGCCAGGUUAGCGCCUACAUCGAGCGGUGUCUGUCAGCGCGCGGCCACCGAGGAGCCGGAGCAACCAGCAUCUGCCUCGGACAGUCGGACCCCAGCCUGUCCCCCUACCUCAUCGACAUCCCAAGCUUGAAGCAGUUCCGGCAGGACACAGGAAAGACGCGCUCGGUGCGCCGCUCCCUGUUUGCUCAGUCCUCUGGCCUCGGCAGUGGCGUUUACUGGGAGUGGGCCAACGACGAAGGCAGCUGGACCCCCUAUGAAACUAGAACUUCCAUCCUUCUGGAGCACAGCUAUCAAGCUCGCCAAGGCACGGCGGACUUGGGCCCCCAUGGAUAUAAUUACAUCGUUGAUCUUACUUCUCUGGCCCAGGUCAAUAAAUCCACCGGGUUUAGGCGGCAGGUGCGGCGACAGUGCAACCUGCCCUACCCUCUGGCCACCUCCGGGCCCCCGGCCAUCCCCUCGGCCCCCGCCUGCUCCUGCCAGCAGUGUUUGAGCCACAGCAGCACGGGACCUAUGCCCAGCCGCUCUCGUCAUUCCUUCUCUUCCAAUAGUCUGACCCGACCCACCCUCCAAGGGACGGGGAGGGUCGCUGCUGCUCACCCUACUUCCGUCUACUCGCCCUACCCCAGAAGACCCCUCUCUGUGGGGGGAGUGUCUUGGGGCAGCCCGUGGCCUCCCCCGCCCUCCGCUGGACGAAUGCAGACGCCUCAUUUGAGCGGCUCUUCAAGUGCUAACGGGUUAAGUGUUCCUUCCAUCUCCGUGCAGCUGAACGGCUCCACCAGCGUGAGCUCUGCCCUGGCAGGCAUGGCCUCCAUUUUGAUGUCAGCAGUGGGACUCGGCGUGCACUUCACCUCCGCCCCCCUCCCUCAGCAGCAGCAGCAGCAGCAGCAUCAUCAUCAUCAUCAGCAGCCUGCUCCCUUCGCUCUUCCUCCUCCUCCUCCUCUCCUCCCCACAGCCAGCAGGCCCCCCAGCAGCAGCAGCAGCAGCAGUUCAGUUAGGAGAGCAAAGAGGCAGCACAGGAGAGCGUCGGCUCAGAGGUCUGAGGAUGUGAUUCAGCGCUACAUGGAGGUGGUGGCAGAGGUUCCAGAGGAGGGUCCGGAGCAUCCAAACCCCGGGCAGCCCUUCACCUGCAGAGGAUUCCCUCGCUUCUGCUUCCUUCCUGAUAACGACAAGGGCAGAAAGGUCCUGGAGCUGCUGAAGGUGGCGUGGAUGCGGCGGCUCAUCUUCACCGUGGGGACGUCCAGCACCACCGGGGAGCACGACACGGUGGUUUGGAACGGCAUCCACCACAAAACCGAGAUGAUGUCCAACCUGUCGGGCCACGGCUACCCGGACCCCAACUACCUGGACAACGUCCUGUCUGAGCUGGCCUCGCAGGGCGUGACCGAGGACUGCCUGAAACCGCCCGCCGGCAGCGGUUAGCUCCCAGCGUCGCCCACUUCCAUCCCACCGCUAACCUCCGGCUCAGCCUUUAGAGCCCAGUGGGUUCCUGUGGGUCCAAACGGGACGAAAGACAAAAAAGAUACAGACAAAAAAAAAAGAAAAAUAUCUCUGUGAAAAAGCUGCCUGGUUCAUACGCUGCUGCAUUCCUGCGAGACACAAACCCCAACAGGGGGGGGUGAGUCUGAUCGGUAGAACCUCCCACUGGAAAACUAGUGAUUUUCUUAGAUUUUUCCUGGUAUCAUUGUUUCAGCUGCAGUAGGAAGCGGAGCUCACUUUGGGAAUAAAAAAUCUCAUCAAGCACUUUAGUUCUGACAUGAAGAUUUCAGCUGACCGGUUACCGACCGGGAACACGAGCCGUCUGACAACAACACUAACCGUCAAGUAGCAACGUCAGUACAACCAACAGAUCUGAUGAGAAGAGGCAAUACUUCACCCUGUAAAUAAAGAUAUGAAUGCAUCAAAAAUAGCAGAGAAAAAGAAAUGCCAUAAAGUCGUGACUUUUCUUCAUUAUUUAGCCAUCCUCUGUGUAAAUCUUCAAAAUGGAGGAUCGUCUGCAGCUGUUUCCUCUUCUAAUGUCACAGUUGCUGUUGGAGGGAAUGAUGGUCCCGAGAAAUCAGUCGUUAUCGCCCCGUUUACACGAAACCUCUGAAACCGCGCCGAGUUCGGACCAAGCCUGGAUGCGUUAACCGUUCCGAGUUCGGGCCGAGCCUGGAUCAGUUAACCGUGCCGAGUUCGG